AGGCAGGUUCAGCUGACGCCGCACUCCACGUGACGCUCGCGCCGAGUGAACAUGGCGUCCACCUCACGCCCUUCCUUUUCCCUGGGGAAUGAGACCCUGAAGGUGCCACUGGCACUGUUCGCCCUGAACAGGCAGCGCCUGUGUGAGAGGCUGAGGAAGAAUGCAGCGGUACAGGCCGGCUCAGUUGUUGUGUUGCAGGGCGGGGAAGAGAUGCAACGUUACUGCACCGAUACCUCCAUCAUCUUCCGCCAGGAGUCCUUCUUUCACUGGGCCUUCGGUGUCAUCGAGUCAGGCUGCUAUGGUGUCAUUGAUGUGGACACUGGAAAGUCAACCCUGUUCGUGCCCAGGCUUCCUCCUAGCUACGCCACCUGGAUGGGAAAGAUCCAUUCCAAGGAGCAUUUCAAGGAAAAGUAUGCUGUGGACAAUGUCCAGUACACAGACGAGAUUGCCAGUGUCCUGACCUCACAGAAGCCCUCUGCCCUCCUCACAUUGCGUGGUGUCAACACAGACAGUGGCAGUGUCUGCAGAGAGGCCUCCUUCGAUGGCAUCAGCAAGUUCAAUGUCAACAACAAAAUUCUUCACCCAGAGAUUGUGGAAUGCCGGGUGUUCAAGACGGACAUGGAACUAGAGGUUUUGCGCUACACAAACCGGAUCUCCAGCGAGGCCCACCGUGAGGUAAUGAAGGCGGUAAGAGUGGGAAUGAAAGAAUACGAGAUGGAAAGCCUGUUCCAGCACUACUGUUACUCUCGGGGCGGCAUGCGCCACACCUCUUACACCUGUAUCUGCUGCAGUGGUGAGAACGCAGCCGUGCUGCACUAUGGCCAUGCCGGGGCCCCCAAUGACCGGACAAUCAAGGAUGGAGAUAUGUGUCUGUUCGACAUGGGUGGAGAGUACUACUGCUUCGCUUCUGACAUCACCUGUUCCUUCCCGGCCAAUGGCAAGUUCACAGAGGACCAGAAGGCCAUCUACGAGGCGGUGCUGAAGAGCUGCAGAACUGUCAUGAGCACUAUGAAACCAGGUGUCUGGUGGCCUGACAUGCACCGGCUGGCUGACCGUAUCCACCUGGAGGAACUGACACGGAUUGGCCUCCUGCGUGGCAGUGUGGAUGCCAUGCUCCAGGUCCACCUGGGAGCAGUAUUCAUGCCACAUGGGCUCGGCCACUUCCUUGGCCUAGAUGUGCACGAUGUGGGAGGCUACCCUGAGGGUGUAGAGCGCAUUGAUGAGCCUGGCUUGCGGAGCCUGCGCACAGCAAGGCAUCUGGAGCCAGGCAUGGUGCUGACCGUGGAGCCAGGAAUCUACUUUAUCGACCACCUCUUGGACCAGGCCCUGGCAGACCCAGCCCAAGCCUGCUUCUUUAACCAUGAGGUCCUGCAGCGCUUCCGCAACUUUGGUGGGGUCCGUAUCGAGGAGGACGUUGUAGUGACUAACAGUGGCAUGGAGCUGCUGACCUGUGUACCGCGGACCGUGGAAGAAAUUGAAGCAUGCAUGGCGGGCUGUGACAAGGCCUUUACGCCCUCCUCUGGCACAAAGUAGAGCCAGCUGGGCACUGGUCUUGUGACCCUUCUGUGACAUCAGCCUGCCCACGGCACCCCAACAGCAAGAGGCAAUGCUCAGCAACAAAUCUUGGAGCUCACGCUUGAUCCAAAAUUAUCACUGUCAUUUCCAAGGGAGGACAGCAUUUUAUUAAUCUGCAAGAUCACACCCCUAACCUUGACUUUGCUUAAAUGACUGACUCUGAGUGCUGAUUGAAAAAAAAAAUCCUAUUCUAAAGUCGCAACUCAAUUUUCUUGCUGCCAUUUCUAUCCAUGUGCUCAGGAAAGAUGCUCUUGUUGCUCUUCUCAAAAAAAUAAUCAAUAUGCAGAAUGGAAUUUGCAAUAAAAGCUUUUCUAAAU
Molecule: messenger RNA, 1892 nt
Organism: Chionomys nivalis (European snow vole)
Lineage: Eukaryota; Metazoa; Chordata; Mammalia; Rodentia; Cricetidae
Gene: Pepd
Product: peptidase D
Exons: 15
Coding region: 52-1533 (493 amino acids)
Molecular function (GO): manganese ion binding; metalloaminopeptidase activity
Source: RefSeq, a predicted model, not a curated record